AUGGAUGGAAUGAAUGAUUCUGUGGUCUCUGAGUUUGUGUUGCUGGGACUCUCUGGUUCAUGGGAAAUUAAAGUUUUUCUCAAGCUGACAUUCUCAUUGCUGUACUUAGGGAUCAUACUGGGAAAUCUCUUCAUCGUCUUUUUGGUAAUCACUGAUUCUCACUUACAUUCUCCUAUGUACUUCCUGCUGGCCAACCUGUCCCUCAAUGAUGUGGGACUUUCCUCUACUACAGUUCCCAGGAUGGUCACAGACCUGCUAAAGGAGAAGAAAGUAAUUUCUUUCCAAAGCUGUAUGGCACAGGUAUGCUUUGUCCACAUCAUGGGAGGAACAGAAAUGGUGCUGCUCAUAGCCAUGGCAUUUGACAGGUAUGCAGCCAUCUGUAAGCCUCUCCACUACUUGAGCAUUAUGAGCCCGAAAAAAUGCAUUUUAUUUGUAGUCAUUAGCUGGGUAACUGGAACGAUCCAUUCUAUUUCUCAAUUUUCUCUGAUUGUAAACUUGCCUUUUUGUGGUCCUAAUACCAUAGACAGCUUUUACUGUGACUUCCCCAGGGUCAUACAACUUGCAUGCUCAGAUUCAGCCAUGUUUGAGUUUCUUGGAACUGCCAACAGUGGAUUCAUGAGCCUGAUCACCUUCUUGCUGCUCCUCCUUUCCUAUGUCUUCAUUUUGGUCACUGUCUGGAAAAGUUCCUCUGGGGACUUGUCCAAGGCUCUUGGCACAUUGUCAGCUCACAUCACUGUGGUGGUUCUCUAUUUCACUCCGUGUAUAUUUAUCUAUAUGUGGCCUUUCCCAGAAUCAUCAGUUGAUAAAUACAUGUUUAUAGUUGACUUUGCUAUCACCCCUGCCUUGAAUCCUAUCAUAUAUACAUUAAGAAACAAAGAUAUAAAAUUAGCAACUGAAAGACUGAUUAAUCAGCAUCAUUCUGACAGAUUCUCCUGA
Marmota flaviventris (yellow-bellied marmot) is the source of this 936-nucleotide messenger RNA. Its product is annotated as olfactory receptor 4F21-like. Lineage: Eukaryota; Metazoa; Chordata; Mammalia; Rodentia; Sciuridae. The record is from RefSeq and is a predicted model, not a curated record. Gene Ontology annotation, molecular function: G protein-coupled receptor activity; olfactory receptor activity. Gene Ontology annotation, cellular component: membrane. Gene Ontology annotation, biological process: G protein-coupled receptor signaling pathway.